AUGGUUCUUUCUCUACCCUUCGAGCUAAUCGAAGCAAUAAUUGACGCCGUUGCCGAUACAGACGAUCAUAAAACACUCAGUACUUGCUCACUGACUUGCCCGCUCUUUGUGACACUGUGCCAAAAACACAUCUUCCACACAAUUCGCCUCGAAGACACACCCAUUCCUCAUGUCUUGGCUAGAAGGAUUUCUCGUCUUGAGGAAAUCAGCAGAACCUCACCUUGGAUUGCAGACUAUAUCCAGCACGUACAGUGUGUCUCGCGAACACUCACACGUGAAGAUUCUUCCACUCGCCACUGGCCAUCAACUGAAUCUGCGGCAUUGCCAACAAUUGCACUCUUUGGCCGCCUUACGAAGGUGCACACUGUAUUGAUCGAAAAUAUUGGUGUAUUUACGGAAGAAAAAUGGGACUUUCCGGAUGUACAAGCAGCCCUCUGUCGUCUCAUUUACCUUCCCACCAUUGAGUGGCUGUUGUUGAAAUUUGUCGACAAUUUCUCACCAGUAAACGUUAUUCAAUGCGUCAACCUUAAACAUCUGUCUCUGAGGAUGGUUUCCUUUAGAAAAUCGGCGGUGCAUACACAAGAUUUCUCAUCUCCACAGACGACACACUUGGACACACUGUCACUAGAUCACCAAAGUGCAACUGCUUUGCUACAGAUGAUGAAGGACUUUACACGAAGUAUCGGAGAUACUCCGAUCAUUGACUUUCGGAAGAUAAAGACGACCACUCUCUUGCUAGACCGAUUCAUGUUUAACGAACUUGGCUUUGUCGAACUUCUUCAGCAGCUUGAAUGGAUGGAAACCCUGCGAGUUUACAUCAGUCCAAGUAUGAGUAAUUAUUACCUCCCAGGUCCAAUGCUGUUUCUCACUUUUUUCUUCUUUCCGAAAUAG
This is a messenger RNA of Psilocybe cubensis, 891 nucleotides long. RefSeq lists its product as uncharacterized. Bases 1 to 891 code for a protein of 296 amino acids. Lineage: Eukaryota; Fungi; Basidiomycota; Agaricomycetes; Agaricales; Agrocybaceae. The transcript has a single exon. The record is from RefSeq and is a predicted model, not a curated record.